AUGACAGGAAAAGAUCCAAUCACCUCAGACAACUCAUCGAAAAACACUCCAUCUGAAAACCAGAAGCCUGCUACGACAACUAACUCUAACGGUAUGGAAAAGAUAAACGCCACCGUUCUCAAGACCUCCAUCGAAGGCAUUCCCCUCUUAACUCAGGACAACUACACUCACUGGCGACGCAGAGUCAUCAAUCUACUCGAUCUCAUUGACAUGAAGAUUUCUGUGACAACCGAUGAUGGAAUCCUCUCGGACGCCGACAACAAGCUCCUCAAAACCAUAUUUGUGUCUAAACUCGAGUCAUCAGUUCAAGCUAACAUCAUCAACGCAACCAAUGAAGACAGUGCCAAACUCAUCUGGGCGUCCAUCACCCAGUUCUUUGCGUCAAACGAAUCAUCCAACAAAGCCAGGGUGUUCAGAUCCUUCUUGCGAGCUCCAUUCACUCCGAACGAUAUUGUCGGGUUCAUCACCACCAUGAAGACCUUCGAAACCAGACUCAUAGAAGUUGGUUGGACUCUUCCUGCUGAUUCCAUUGGACACCUUGUAAUGGAUAAGUUUCCCGCCAGCUUGGACAACAUCGCCGAUGUCAUCACUCAUUCUGGUAAAGAAAUCACCCUAGACACAGUGGUUGAUCACCUCAGACUCCAUGUUCAUAAUCUCGAAAGCCGAGCCACUGGAACCGGAACCAAAUCGGACCCGAUCACCCUAUUCACUGACAGCUCCAGGAAGUCCACAGAGCACAUUUCACAGAGUCGCCGCUCCACACCCACCCAUAUCCUCCCCUCCUCCGAUAUCCAUUCCCCCCACCCACCGACUCCCCACCCACCCACCCAACCAACCACCCAACCAACUAUCCAACCACCCAACCACCCAAGCAACCAACCACCCACCCAACAUGUCCAACCCCAACCCCACCAUGCCCGCGCACCCCACCGAAGCGCUCGCGCCCCCAGACCGAAGGACGCCGCCGAGGUUCCCGCGGCCGAGGCUGCCACCCAAUCGUCGAAGGACCCCGCCGACGGGCCACAGCCGCUGAAGGUGACCGCCGAGGCCACCUCCGCGCCGCAGGUCACCGCCGACGGUUCCAAGCCGCCGCAGGUCACCGCCGACGGAUCCGAGCCGCCGCAGGUCACCGCCGACGGAUCCGAGCCGCCGCAGGUCACCGCUGACGGAUCCGAGCCGCCGAUGGUCAACGCCGACGGACCCGAGCCGCCGAUGGUCACCGCCGACGGGCGCCAGCGGGAACAGCAGGUCGUCACCGGGGUCGGAAACCCCGCAGGAGCCACGGGAGUCGUCGCGGAGGUCGCCGCUGGGGCAACGGGAGUUGUCGCGCCCGGGACGGGAGUCGUCCACGCCGGAGAGGGAGUCGCUGCCCGAGAGACGGGAGUCGUCACGCCGGGGACUGCCGUCGUCGCCGCCGGGACGGGAGUCGCUGCCCGAGAGACGGGAGUCGUCACGCCGGGGACUGCCGUCGUCGCCGCCGGGACGGGAGUCCCUGCCCGAGAGACGGGAGUCGUCACGCCGGGGACUGCCGUCGUCGCCGCCGGGACGGGAGUCGCUAGCCCAAGGAACGGAGUCGUUGCCGCCGCGCCCGCCACCGGACUCACCUUGGCCCCGGGAGUCGUCGCGCAAGAAACGGGAGUCGUCGCGCAAAGAACGGCAGUCGUCGGGACAACUGCGGGGGUCCUCGCCACCCAGACCGCAGUUGUCAACCCCCCCAACCCGGCCGAGCAUGAUACAAGCCUCUUGGCCCCCGUAGGAGCCGUCAUCCCUGGUGCCGAUUCCAAAACCGAACUUUUCUCCGGAACCCGCACCACGGUUGCCCCCACCGGCGUCAAACCCAAGGAAACAAUCCCACCUGUCACCGGACCCCCUGAAAACCAACCACCCCCCCCUGUCAAACCCAAGGCAACGGCACCAGUCAGCCCCAUCACCACUGAAGAUGAAGAAGAAUCUGAUGACAAUCACGAAGAACCCGCUGAAGAUGACGAAACGGUAACCAUCGAAAAAUGCUUAGAGCUACUUGCAAGUCAAGCCGACAAGCACACUGGCGACAACGCUGAGGAGGACGAGCCCGACGCAAGCACCACACACCGACAUACCCGCUCCUCCUGCGGCCACUUAUUCCGACCCAUUGAUCCUUGA
This is a messenger RNA of Puccinia graminis f. sp. tritici CRL 75-36-700-3, 2142 nucleotides long. RefSeq lists its product as uncharacterized. Lineage: Eukaryota; Fungi; Basidiomycota; Pucciniomycetes; Pucciniales; Pucciniaceae. The record is from RefSeq and is a predicted model, not a curated record. Bases 1 to 2142 code for a protein of 713 amino acids. The transcript is spliced from 4 exons.